UGUUCAUCCUCAGCCAUGGCCGUCAUCAGCAGCUCAAUCAAUAACUUUGCCUUGGAUCUGCUCCGGACUCUGAGCGAUGCAAACCAAUUGGGGAAUAUGUUCCUGUCUCCGCUGAGCAUCAGUUCAGCUCUGGCUAUGGUCUACCUGGGAGCCCGAGGAGACACAGCUGCUCAAAUGGAAAAGGCCCUGUCAUUCCACCUUGGUAAAGACUUCCACGCAGAAUUCAAGAAGCUGAUCGAAGACAUCAACUCACCAUCGACAUCAUACAAUCUGAAAACAGCCAAUCGUCUGUAUGGGAUGAAAACCGAAAAGUUCCUCACACAAUACAUGGAAGACACGCGUAAGUACUACCAGGCCGACCUGAAGACUGUGGAUUUCAUCGGGGCCAUGGAGGCGAGCAGAGUGGAGAUCAACACCUGGGUCCAGAAGCAGACAGAAAAUAAAAUACAAGAUCUCCUGAAGGCGGGGAUAGUCUCUGCAGAGACGAAGCUGGUUCUGGUCAAUGCCAUCUACCUGAAGGCAACCUGGAUGAACCGCUUUUAUACACGAGACACCGAAAAGAGAGACUUUAGAGUCACCAAGACUGAGAUCAAACCAGUCCAGAUGAUGAAACAGACGAAGAAUCUGCCCUACAACUACAUCACUGACCACGCUCUGCAUAUCCUGGAGCUGCCGUAUGAGAAGGAGGAGCUCAGCAUGUUCAUCCUGUUGCCUAAAGAGUCCAAACACGGCUCCGAACCUCUGGUGAAGCUGGUGAAGGAGCUGACGCUGGAGAGGCUGAAUGAAUGGACCGACAGGGAAAACAUGGACGUCCAGUCAGACAUCCUCGUUCACCUGCCAAAGUUCAAGCUGGAGGAGAACUACGAGCUGAACGAGCCUCUGUCCAAGCUGGGCAUGACGAAAGUGUUCCGCGAGUCAGAGGCCGACCUGUCUGGCAUGAACAGCAGAAGAGAUCUCUUUCUGUCUGAGGUGAUACACAAGGCCUUUGUGGCGGUGAACGAGAAGGGCACGGAGGCGGCUGCGGCCACAGCAGUUGGCAUGACAGGUUGCUGUGGGCCGAACGAGCGCAAGGUUCUGUUGUUCAAAGCAGACCACCCCUUCCUCUUCUUCAUCAGGCACAAUAAAACCAAGUCCAUCCUCUUCCUCGGCAGGUUCUCGUCUCCUCAGUAGACAGAACCAGGAGAGGAAGAUAUUCAAAUAAAAGCUUAAUCCUUUAAAUCUGGGCUUUAUUUUCUGGGAUUUAUGCUAAUUAGCUUUUUUUUUUUCUUCUGUUUUUGCACAGAAAUUAUAAAGGAAGAUAUUAAUUAAUGAAGAGGGCUUAAUCCUUUAAAUGUGGGCUUUAUGUUCUGGGAUUUAUGCUAAUUAGCUUGUUUUUUUCUUCUGUUUUUGCA
Molecule: messenger RNA, 1391 nt
Organism: Limanda limanda (common dab)
Lineage: Eukaryota; Metazoa; Chordata; Actinopteri; Pleuronectiformes; Pleuronectidae
Product: leukocyte elastase inhibitor-like
Exons: 6
Coding region: 16-1170 (384 amino acids)
Biological process (GO): negative regulation of endopeptidase activity
Molecular function (GO): serine-type endopeptidase inhibitor activity
Source: RefSeq, a predicted model, not a curated record